Molecule: messenger RNA, 1239 nt
Organism: Talpa occidentalis (Iberian mole)
Lineage: Eukaryota; Metazoa; Chordata; Mammalia; Eulipotyphla; Talpidae
Gene: NT5C3B
Product: 5'-nucleotidase, cytosolic IIIB
Exons: 9
Coding region: 30-932 (300 amino acids)
Cellular component (GO): cytoplasm
Molecular function (GO): magnesium ion binding; 5'-nucleotidase activity
Source: RefSeq, a predicted model, not a curated record
UCGGCGCGGGCGACCGGGCCGCGAGCGCCAUGGCGGAGGAGGUGAGCUCCUUGAUGAAGGCCACGGUCCUGAUGCGGCAGCCCCGCCGGGUGCAGGAGAUCGUGGGCGCCCUCCGCCGGGGCGGGGGCGACCGCUUGCAGGUCAUUUCUGAUUUUGACAUGACCUUGAGCAGGUUUGCAUAUAAUGGGAAGCGUUGCCCUACUUCUUACAAUAUUCUGGAUAACAGCAAGAUCAUCAGUGAGGAGUGCCGGAAGGAGCUCAACGCUCUGCUUCACCACUACUACCCGAUUGAGAUUGACCCAAACCAGACCAUCAAAGAGAAGCUGCCUCACAUGGUGGAAUGGUGGACCAAAGCGCACAAUCUCCUGUGUCAGCAGAAGAUUCAAAAGCACCAGAUCGCCCAGGUGGUCCAAGAGUCCAGCGCGAUGCUCCGGGAGGGGUACAAGACGUUCUUCAACACCCUCCACCAGAAUGGCAUCCCCCUCUUCAUCUUCUCCGCGGGCAUUGGCGACAUCCUGGAGGAGAUCAUCCGGCAGAUGAACGUCUUCCACCCCAACACCCGCAUCGUAUCCAACUACAUGGACUUUGAUGAAGAUGGUUUCCUGCAGGGAUUCAGGGGCCAACUCAUACAUACGUACAACAAGAACGCCUCCGUGUGUGAGAACUCCAGUUACUUCCAGCAGCUUCAGGGCAAAACCAAUGUCCUCCUACUGGGAGACUCCAUGGGGGACCUCACGAUGGCUGAUGGGAUUCCUGGUGUGGAGAACAUUCUCAAGAUUGGCUUCCUGAAUGACAAGGUGGAAGAGAGUCGCCAGCUGUACCUGGACUCCUAUGACAUUGUGCUGAUGAAGGACGAGACUCUGGACGUGGUCAACGAGCUGCUGCAGCAUAUCCUGCACCAGGGGGACCCGAUGGACAUUCAGGGCUCCUGAGCUGCGGGGCUAGGCCCUUCAGGGUGUGGUGAAGAGGGAGGCUCCCCCGUGUGAGCUGAGUCCUUAGUGGCUGAGCUGCUGGCCCAUGCCCCUCUCCCCACACCCCGCCCUUCCCUAUGUUCCCCGGAGGUGGGGGCGCACCUGGUGGGAGGGCAGAACAGCUGCUCCUGGUGAGCACAUCUGCAGGUGCUGGCACUCUAGGGAUUGUCUGGCUCAGAGGUUCUUUUUUUGAAAAUUUUAAAAACGGACUGGAAAGCUGUUCCAACAAAUCCAAUGUGUGAAAAAGAUCAAAAUAAAAAAAGAAAAA